Molecule: messenger RNA, 2400 nt
Organism: Fragaria vesca subsp. vesca
Lineage: Eukaryota; Viridiplantae; Streptophyta; Magnoliopsida; Rosales; Rosaceae
Product: F-box protein SKIP14-like
Exons: 2
Coding region: 151-1617 (488 amino acids)
Cellular component (GO): cytoplasm
Molecular function (GO): protein binding
Source: RefSeq, a predicted model, not a curated record
AAAUAUUGAGGGCUGCAUUGAAUUUGAUUCAGUUUCACCCAAAGUUUGGAUUUUUAUGGUGUUUCUACUUUGAAUUUGAGGGGAUUUGUUGAUUUUUUUGUUCUGGGUUUAGUUUGUUUUGAUUCUUAGCUGUCUGUUAGGGGCUAAAGGAUGGCUUUGAAUCUGUCUAGGGGAUCAGUUUUGCCUAAGUACUCUUCCCCAGAGCAUAGUUUGUGUUCUGCUGUUAGGUGCUCUAAUGGGUAUGUGAGGGAUCAAUGUAAAGAGAAGAGCUUGGAUGGUGAUGCUUCGAGUUCGAAUUCAGAUUUGAAGAAGAAUAAUAGUCAUUAUAGUGAGCCUUGUGUUGAUGAUAUUCUUGAGAGGUUGCCUGUUGAUCCUUUUGGGAUGGAUAUGAGGUCUACUUUUACGGCGAUUAGUGGUUGGCUUGAGGAUUUUGAGAAGGGGUGUGAGUCUUAUGAGUUUGGGGUGGAAGAGCAGAAGAAGAAGAAGGUGGAUGGUGGUGGGUUGUUUGCUGGUCUGAAUUGGGUUUGGAAUAGCGCUGUGAUAUUUCAGCCGGAGCUGGGUGAGGUGAAGUUUGAUGGGAUAUCGAUUCCAUAUGAUAGCUUUGAUGGGUUUGGGAUCAAUGAUGGAGGUUUUGUAUUGGACGACAAUGUGGAGGAGUUUCUGGGUUUUGGCCAUGUGGUGAACUUGAAUGUUAGUUAUGGAGCUCAGGAACUGCCGGUUGGAAUUAUGGAAAGGCCGGAAUGUAGUAUAAAGAAUUUUGAUAGUGAAGGAGGUGCUCCACAUGAUGCUAUGUUUUAUGCAUUGGGUUAUCUUGGCGUUCAGGAUCUUCUUUCGGUUGAACGGGUCUGCAGGUCUUUGAAUCAUGCAGUCAAAAGCGACCCUCUUCUAUGGAGGUGCAUUAACAUUGACUGGCCGUUGAAUGAGAGGGUCACCGAUGAUGCUCUUGUAAAUUUAACUAGCAGGGCUCAGGGUAAUCUUCAAACCUUAAGUCUAGUGCAUUGUGCAUGGAUCACCGAUACUGGGCUGCAUCACGUGUUUGACAGCAAUCCAAGGCUGACAAAAUUGAGUAUUCCAGGAUGUAUAAAAAUAAGUGUCGAGAGCAUCUUGUUAAACCUAAGGACCUUAAAAUCUGCAGGCAAGCCUGGUAUAAAGCACUUGAGAAUUGGAGGUCUCUCUGGUAUAACAGACAAGCAGUAUGAAGAGUUAAAAUGUUUGCUCAGUGCAGAUAACCAUAUUCAGGUUAAAGCCCCAAAACCACGUUAUUUUCAUGGUGGGCUAUCCUAUCUCUCUUGUGAUGAUGAUUGUGCCAUCGACAUUGAAGCAUGCCCCAGGUGCCAGAGAUUAAGUUUAGUUUAUGAUUGCCCAGCAGAGACUUGCCAAGGGAAACAUCAGAAGGCUCAGAUGUGCAGGGCUUGCAUACUCUGCAUAACUCGUUGUAUUAGUUGUGGGUGCUGCCUCGGAGACUGUGAUUAUGUGGAGACGUUUUGCCUACAGUUGCUUUGUUUGGAAUGUUUGGAAAACCUACUCAAAUGUCAAGAGAGGCAUGGAGAAAAAGGUGCUUCCAAAUGUGCCAUAUUUUGUCAAGAGAGCAGGUAUCAGUUUUGCCUUUUUGGCUAAUGGGGAAAGAAGAUGCUGCAUAUUGGUGUCCUGUUGGUUCUGGAUUUGAAUCUAGAAGGUUUGGCUGUUUGGAAAAUGGGCAGAAGCUAUCUAUUGCAUGCUUAGUUUCCUGAGGGAUUUUUACCAUGAAGAAAUUGCACCAAGGAAAAGGAAAAAAAGAAAAAAAAAGAAUUAAAAAAAAUAAGAAAAAGACAGAACUACUGAGAGAAGUCUUGCCAAUGGGGAAAGUGUAAAUAAAAGAGGCAGUAGUACGGAGAAGUUUGCCUGAAAAUGUUAGCUCAUGCCCAAGUGGUUCCUGUCCUGGAUAGUUGCCAAGGGGCAAAGAAGAGAAUUAUCUAGAAAAUUUACGGAUGGAAGUGGAGCAGUAUGGUGAGUAACUGUCGAUAUUCAUUGUCAGCGUCAUCAUCGGCAAAGUUGAGCAGGGUGCAGAAAGUUCUGGAAGAAGCAGUUGGCUCGUUGAAGGGCUGAUCUGUUAAAUUUCAAAGGAUCUCCUUUUGCGGUUGCAGCUGAUGCCCACAUUUUUUGUCUUUGGGUUAUAUGUUGCUAUUGUUCUUUCCGUUGCCUUCAAAGUUCAACUCAUACUUGUGCAAAUGAAUAAGCAUUCUUGGGCGGAUAAUGAAUAACGCCGGUAAUGGGCUAUGAGCCUAUGAUGAUAAAUUGGUGCUUAGUUGAUAUACUUGAAUGUAGAAUUGAGACCUUUCAUGUUUGUCUCCUGUUGAUCGAUUUAAGAGCAACUAUAACUUAUUUGUUAUUCAGAUGUCAAUCAGAUACAAUCCCUCUCUU